Messenger RNA from Pimephales promelas (fathead minnow), 3495 nucleotides. Lineage: Eukaryota; Metazoa; Chordata; Actinopteri; Cypriniformes; Leuciscidae. The record is from RefSeq and is a predicted model, not a curated record.
UUCGUGUGGUCUGAUGUUGAUGCUUUGGCUAGGUUAGAGAGGCGUGACGUUUAAUGCUAGAUUUGCACAGAGGACAUUAGCCUUCAUCUCUUCUACCGCUGCAAUUUACCUUUAAAACCGGGGAAGGGGUUUCAAAUUCAAUCUUUUAGAUGCCACGGAGCACAAGUAUGAGGGAACUCUAUCAUACAACUUAAAAGCUGGUUGAGAGAUGUCUGAAAGCUCCAGUGACACGGAGUCGUCCUGUGGAUGGACAGUCAUUAGUAAUGAGGGUUCGGAUAUUGAGACGCUGGGGCCGGAUAACACUGGAGAGUGUGAGGAUAGAGCAGUUAGCUGUGUUCCGGACAUACCUGAUGACGAGCGGGUUGAGGAAAGUUUGGUAGAGACUUCUUUGGACCUCACACUAAGAGAGGAGACAACAACGAAGGAGGUACCCACCCAAAAGGCCGGAGAUAAUGUGGGUGGGGAAGAACAUGUGAUUCUUUGCUCCUCCAGUGAGAACUCUGACAUCCUAACCCUGCCAGACUCUUGUGAGACGGAGAUUGAUGCAUGGAAGGAGCCUGUUGCCAAGGAGGCAAAGGAAGCAGGAAGUGACGAGUUCUAUCUCGGAAGCUCAUCGAGCAGCCAGUAUACUUUUAGAGAGUCUGAUACAACAGACUGGUGUUGGAGUGGAUGGGGAUUUUCCAGGACACUGUGGGAAUAUGGCAGCCAGCUUCACAGCUCUCUCUCUUUCUCAGUUUUCCCAGUGGAUCAGCUUGUGCAGCGAGACGGUAAUACCAGCAGCAGUGAGGAAGAGGAGGAUGAGAUGAAGGCAAGCCCUGUGGUAAGGAGACGCAGAGUAAGGAGGAGCACCACCGGCUCAGAGCCUGGAGAUCCGCAGGAGCCCCACAGGAGACAGGAGGUUGUUGAAGAUAUACAAGCCCAUCCGGAUGGCCGCACUGCUCCGCAAGAUCAAGGUCAUGUCAGCGGCACUCUGAACAAAUGCAUCCUGUUAGCGUUGCUCAUCGCCACCAGCAUGGGCUUCGGGCACUUCUACGGCACAAUGCAGGUUCAGGAGAGGCUGAGGAUUGUGGAAAAGAGCCGCAUGAAUGAGCUGGAAGUGCCGUCCAAGAGAGAACUGGCCAUUGACAUGGUUGAAAACCUAAGAGAAAAUCUAGAAGAAAAGCAAGACAUGGUGCUGUCCCUCACAAGCAUAAUGGACAAGAUAACUAAAGAAAACCAGAAUCUCAGAGGCAAACUGGAAGAGCUACAGGCCCAAAGACGAGAUUUAUAUGAGCAACUGACGCAGACUAAGAGUGAGAUGGAAUCUCGGCAAAAAGACCUGACCAUGGAGAACCAGGACCUUAAAAUCACUCUCGAGCGAGAAGAGGCAUCUCUCUCGGCCCUGAAGGAGGAACUGAGGUACCUGCGGGGACAGAUCCAAGAGCUGGAGGAGAGAGGAGCCGGGACCGACUCAAUCCUGUCCGAGAACCAGCGACUGAAGGGCUACUUGCAGGAGGAGAAACAGAAAUUACGCAACUUCAUGAGCCAAAGGGAAGCACUGGUGGCAGAGGCUCAGGUGUUGCGGAAAGAGCUCGAUAAAGAGCGGAGGACAACGGACAAGCUGAAGGAGGAACUGGAGGAAUUGAGUCUGAAAGAGGAGGAUGUUGAGGGCAAGACACAUCCCGAGACCGAAGAACUGCAGGCUCAACUUCAGGAGCUCGAAAACAAGUUGAAGUUUGAGCAGCAGCGCUCUGAUCUUUGGGAGAGACUGUACGUGGAGUCGAAGGUGGAGAGAGCCAAGGGGGACAGGGACGUAAAGACCAAGGAUGGGAUGCUAGGACAGGUGAAAGAAACGUUUGAUGCUGUGAAGAAUUCCACCAAAAAGUUUGUGCACCAUCAAAAGGAACAGAUCAAGAAGGCCAAAGAGGCGGUUAAGGAAAAUCUACGGAAGUUUUCUGACUCUGUUAAAUCCACGUUCAGGCAUUUUAAAGAGUCCGCCUCAAACGUGUUCAACCAUGAAAAGAGGUUUCAAGCCAGGAAACCCGAGCAUCAAACGUUUCAGCAAGAGCAAGGAAACAAACGUGCCGAAGAUUGGCAGCCUCAGAAACCUUUACACCGACAUCCUCGCAAAUCGACCAUCGACUCUUUCUUUCACACUGAUCGCAACACACGCAAACCUGGUAAUCAGAAAGCCUACACUACUAUGGGUCAGAAAAUGCCACUCAAAGGCUGUUCAGGUGUUUUUGACUGUGCAUAUCAGGAGUCGAUGAGUCUGUUCAAUAAGGCAAUAGACCCCAUUCGUGCGGAUGAGUUUAACAAACUUUUGCGCAGUUAUUUGUAUAAAGAAGUCAGCCAUUUCCACCACUGGAGAGAGCUGGAGAGCUUCAUCAAUAAUUUCUUCCAUAACGGCGUCUUCAUCCACGACCAGAUGCUGUUUACGGACUUUGUUAGUGGCGUUGAGGAUUAUCUUGAAGAAAUGGAUGAAUAUCACAGUCUCAGUGAUGAUGUGUUUGAGGAUCUGGACGACUACAUAUACCGGCACAUUUUUGGAGAUACGUACUUAAAAUACUUUGGGCCAAGUCGUCCCUUCAAAGUGCCAGAGUCGAAGGGUAAAGCAUGGGGUCAUUGUCAGAGGCGACAGAGGAAGCACCAGCAGCCACGACCUCGGCCUCAGAGAACGAAGAAAUGGAGCCAAUCAGAACGCGACCCCAAUCGGCAGUUCACAGAUGUCAAAAUAGAGCUGGGUCCCAUGCCCUUCGAUCCCAAAUAUUAACAGAAACAUUUUAGUUCUUUGUAAUGUUGCUCCUUUUGCAAUUUGUUGUAUCUUGGAGGAGAUUUAAUAAUGCUCUGGACUUUUGCACAUGUAAAAUACUGUUCUAAUGCUGGUUGAAUGAUUCGAGUGGGUUUCUCUUUCUGCACUACAGUGAUGCCAGAGUCUCAAAGUUAGAGAAAAGUUUAGAAUUUAUUAUAGGUAUUUUUGAGGCAGAUUUUUGUUCCCCAAUCAUUUAGGAAAAAGUCAUUUAGUAAAUUAUUGAAAAUCAUUUUGAACACGUAACAAGUGGGUAAAUUAUUUUGAUUUGGGCUAGAAACCAAAAAGCACUUUGUAUUGCAUCAUGUUAAAUGGUUCAUAACAAUGGUUUUCUAAACAAAAAACCUUGUGUUCCAGUUUGCUUAAGACAAAAUAACCAAUCAAAAUAAAUUAUAUUGAAAAACAAGGUCAGAUGUUUAGAUGUAAAAUAAUAAUUUAAGGAUUACGCAGCAUUAUAUGGGUAACUUUGAAGUGGUCUGGUUUGACUGGUUGUUGCGGAGCUGUUUUAUUUGACCAUGCUAAUCAGUUGUUAGUUCCCAGUUCCCCCUCUUUUUUGUGAGGUUAUUGGCUAAGUAACAUUCCUUGUUUUGAAACAGAUGUAAGAUGCACUAGCCAUCUGCUCUAAUGUUAUUGAACAUAAAUGCACUUAACUGCUUAAUGUUGCACUUAAACUGUAGAAUAAAAGUAUUUCUAUGCUUCACUGGUAA